AUGGUAUUUGUUGAAACAGAAUCUCCGGAAACAAAACCCAAGAUAGUAUCUUCAAAACAAAAAGUGAAAUGCCAACGACUUCCAAAGAACAUUAAAAAGAGUCUAGAAUCCAAAAUCCAUUGGACAAUAAUAGCUAUUCUCUAUGAAAUUACACAAGAUUACAAUGAAACUGAAAAGCACUUGAAUAACCUCAAGGAAAGGCUUCUGAAAUGUAUUGCAACUUUGGAAGUUCCUGUGGAUGAGCUGAAUUAUCUGAGCAAUGUACAAAAGGUUCUAAAAGAAGAAAACAAAAAGUAUAUUUUAAUGGAAGAAGGAUUGCAGCAUCUGGAGGAAGAAAUAACCAAAGAUGUCUCAACAUUACAUACAGUGGAUGAAAAAAUGCAAAUACUUCAAAAGAAAAUAAAAGCAUUAAAACAUGAGCUGGCAGCAUUAGAAACAGAAGCAGAUCAGUUAUUUCAUAGAGAUACUAAACAUGACCUAGGUCUUCCUGGUCUUUCAGUGGAAUAUUUCAAACUACCUACUCUUCAGAAUGAGAUUUUGAAGAUUGGAAACCCACACGCUCUUCUUGAUGACAUGAAUAUCAUUCAGCAAUCAGAUGAGAUGAAGAAUAUGAUGGGAUUUCUAGAACAAUUAUAUGAAAAGGCAGACCAUCGAUGUACAGAAGAACAAUGA
Messenger RNA from Thamnophis sirtalis, 672 nucleotides. The record is from RefSeq and is a predicted model, not a curated record. Lineage: Eukaryota; Metazoa; Chordata; Lepidosauria; Squamata; Natricidae.